This is a messenger RNA of Leptosia nina, 486 nucleotides long. NCBI's taxonomy places the organism in Eukaryota, Metazoa, Arthropoda, Insecta, Lepidoptera, Pieridae. The record is from the annotation of a GenBank genome assembly.
AUGAUUAUAAAUUUACAAUACGAUAUUAUACGAAAGGUUUGUUUUGAGUCAGAAGAUAUACCUGGUAAAAUUCUCCGUAGCAAAAAUAGGAAUUCAAUUGAAGAAAUUCGUAUCUAUCCAGACCAGACCCCACAGCAAAGACAGUAUUACAAUAACCUUAGAGAUGAACUCAAGGCUCGCCAAGAAAAAGAACAUAUUCAAGAGGUGGCGGUGUGUCAAUGUAUAAGCGUCAUGCAGCAUGAAGUUCUAAUAAAUGCUUGCGAAGAAAAUAACCACUUCCUGUGGGUACACAUUAAGAACAUGUCCCUAGACGUUGGACUAGUAUAUAGACAACCGACGUCCAAUGUCAAACAAUUUCUGAAAACCUAUGGUGAGCAACUUGCAUGUAUAAAAGCAACAUUAGCUGAAUCGUACGAGCGUAUCCAACGAUCUAAUUUGGCCUCCUUGGACAACAGACGUACCAUAUCGAGGUGUCGAAAGACUUGA